Glarea lozoyensis ATCC 20868 is the source of this 324-nucleotide messenger RNA. RefSeq names its product MoaD/ThiS. The transcript has 3 exons. Gene Ontology annotation, cellular component: nucleus; cytoplasm. Lineage: Eukaryota; Fungi; Ascomycota; Leotiomycetes; Helotiales; Helotiaceae. The record is from RefSeq and is a predicted model, not a curated record. Gene Ontology annotation, biological process: tRNA thio-modification; protein urmylation. Bases 1 to 324 code for a protein of 107 amino acids. Gene Ontology annotation, molecular function: protein tag activity.
AUGUCAUCAGAAAACACGAUUCCAAUACUCGUUGAGUUCACGGGUGGCCUGGAGAUGCUAUUUGGAGACGAACGCAAACACAAGCUGUCCAUCCCAAGCAAGGAUGAACAGGGCAACGCUGUAAACAUUGGGUGGCUUGUCAAGUACCUAUGCGACAAGGUCAUGAAGGAUUCAAGAAAGGAGAUGUUCGUCUUGGACGGUCACGUCCGCCCGGGUAUCCUAGUCCUCAUCAAUGAUGCAGAUUGGGAGCUGGAAGGAGAAGCCUCUUACGCCCUGCUACCGAACGACAAUAUCCUGUUCGUUUCAACACUUCACGGAGGCUGA